CCAUUCCAGGUGAAACGAGACAAAAUUGACAUAGAGAAGAAUUCUCGGGUGCCAGCAGUAAUGGCGACGCGAUUUGGAGCGCGAAAAGCGGGGAUCCUGGAGCAGCUGAAUGCGCCCGACAGCGACUACCACGAUCUGUCGCCCAAGGGGACCGUGGACGAGCCGAUCCGCGCUCUGAUUCACGACAUUAACAACGUGCGAGGCUUGGUGACUACUAGCAGCUGCUCUGGCAGGAUCAGCGUCUUCCUCGAAGGGCGGAGAGCAGACCCCAAUUGCGCUGAGCACCACCAGGAGACGACUGUUGCGGGACCUGGUGGCAAAGGAGGCGGCAGCUCGUGGCUUUUUAUAUCCCAUGAGAGGGUACCUCUGCCCGCAGAAGCUACGGGGGAAAGCUCCUUCCUGUCUACAUUCAACUUGAAAGAAGUAGCGACGUCUCUCGACGUCUCUCUCGACGUGUCAACCCGGUAUAUACAUUUGAAAUUCGAGCCAAUGAUUCUCCACAUUCUCACGGCAUCCAUGGAGGAUGCGCAAAGAGUGCUUACAGCCGCUCUCAGCGGCGGGUUUCGAGAGAGCGGCGCCGUCAGUCUGCAGCCAGCAGCCAAGUCGGGCGAAAUGAAUCCCAUGGUGGCUGUACGAUCAACCGGGUAUUCCUUCGAUGCCGUUAUCGGGUAUCAGAGAGACGACGGCGAGAACGUGGCUCUGGUGAAUGAAGUCUAUCUACGCACUCUAAUCGCCAUGGCCAAUGAGCGUUUCAACACCAACAGCGAGCGGAUACGAAGAUUCAGAGAUGCGCUGCUCGAGCAGUAUGCGCAGCCUUCCCACAAGACGUCCACGGACCUUGGGGGGACGAAAUGGGAGGAUGCAGAGACGAGGAGGCACCGCAAAAGAGAGGAGGGCUUGGCACGCCAGCGGGCAUUGAAGGAGGAGCGACAGGAGAAGAACGACGCCAUGGAUGAUGGCACUUUAAUAUAA
Messenger RNA from Periconia digitata, 972 nucleotides. The record is from the annotation of a GenBank genome assembly. NCBI's taxonomy places the organism in Eukaryota, Fungi, Ascomycota, Dothideomycetes, Pleosporales, Periconiaceae.